Recurvomyces mirabilis is the source of this 963-nucleotide messenger RNA. RefSeq lists its product as uncharacterized. The coding region runs from base 1 to 963 and encodes 320 amino acids. NCBI's taxonomy places the organism in Eukaryota, Fungi, Ascomycota, Dothideomycetes, Mycosphaerellales, Teratosphaeriaceae. Gene Ontology annotation, cellular component: mitochondrion. The transcript has a single exon. Gene Ontology annotation, molecular function: oxidoreductase activity; FAD binding. The record is from RefSeq and is a predicted model, not a curated record. Gene Ontology annotation, biological process: cytochrome c-heme linkage.
AUGUUCGCGCUAGGCCUACCCCUCGGAUGGGUCUUACGUUCCACAGCCGGUGACGAUGGACAGAUAGCGAAGCCCACGGAGUUCGUCAAAUACAAGCUGGUGGACAAGACGGAGGUGUCAACGACAUGCGCCAUCUUCACUUUACGGUCUUCAGGAGGCGCCAAGAUCGAUCAUAGGCAGGUACACGAUAGCUGUGCUCUCACUAGCGUGCAAUUCAAGCAGCCACAAUUGCAGAUUGCGCGAUCAUAUACUGUGCUACCACCAACCAAAGAUCAAUCUCCAGAUGACCUUCGAUUCCUCAUUCGGAAGGAAAGGAACGGUGAGGUCUCUGGAUAUUUGCAUCGACUGCGACCCGAGGCAGAGAUUGAAGUGCGAGGACCAGGUGUAGAUUACAUAUUGCCGGAGGAUGUUGGCGAAGUGGUAUUCCUCGCUGGAGGUACAGGCAUUGCGCCAGCCAUGCAGGUCGCUCACCGACUAGCUGGAAAGGCGAGCGUACAUGUACUCUGGGCAAGUCGGCAAAGAGAAGAUAGUCUUGGAGGCGUGAGUGACACGAAAGCACAAAAGUCGUUAGGAUUUGGCUCGAGUCUGUUCAGCUGGAGAGCAGCGCGCGCUGAUCCAACUGAGGCAUCAGUGGGGAAUGUGGCUGCAACUAAUGCCAUCGUGGAGCAGAUGCAGGACUUGAAGCACGCACCAGGAUCGCAGCUUAGCCCUUCUACCUCUCUGGUCAUAGACUAUUUCGUGGACGAAGAAGACACCUUCAUACAAGCUGCGAACGUGGCACAGAUUAUUGAGUCCGAACGGGCCUCAGGUGGCUCCCGGCUUAUCCUAGUCUCCGGCCCGGAAGGUUUCGUCAAGCACUGGGCGGGUCAAAAGGAAUGGGUGGGUGGAAAGGAAGUGCAAGGCCCAUUGGGCGGUGUUCUGGCUACCCUCAAUCAUGGAAACUGGCAAGUCGUCAAAUUGUGA